Molecule: messenger RNA, 563 nt
Organism: Acanthoscelides obtectus
Lineage: Eukaryota; Metazoa; Arthropoda; Insecta; Coleoptera; Chrysomelidae
Source: the annotation of a GenBank genome assembly
AUGACAUAUGAUUCAUCAAAAAGUAGAGGCGUGGUGAUGUACUGGCAGAUCAGUGACUUCGCCAAUGGACUAGAACAUAUUAACAAGGGUGUAAUUGAUAAGCACGUAUCCUCAAAUCAGAAAUUUCAAAUCGAUCAACACCUUGCUACAGCCACUCACAAGGAAAUGGAGAAAGGAUUUAACGGGAAAGUGCAACAAACGUUUGUUUCAACUGCAUUAUGUGCCAGCUCCCAACAAAACCAGGAUUCUAAAAAUGAAUUUUAUUUUGAUUUAUGCAACUCCAUUGCACAAUCAAACUUACCAUGUAAUAAAUAAGAGCAACCGGCGUUCCGUAAAUUUUUAGAAAAAUAUUGUAACCGCCAUAUCCCAAAUGCAUCCACAUUGCGCAAAAACUAUUUGAGGAAAUGUGACUAGGUACGUUUAGAAAAUAUUACGGAUAAGUUAUGCAACACAAAUAUUUAUAUUCAAGUUGAAGAUACAACAGAUGCAUGUGGUCGUUAUGUUGCCAAUAUACUUGUUGGUAUUUUAAACGAGUCUACCCCUCCAGUGUCUUAUUUAAUUGA